AUUCAAUAGGUCCAACGUUACUAAUAUAGACCUAUCUGCUUAGAAAUCCAAAAUGCCGAUGAACAUGUUUAUUCUGCGAUCCCUCGUAGCCCUGAGCCCCUUCGCACUUGCCGCAUCGGCGGCCUUCCCUCCGAAACCAGAACAUGUUACGAUCGUACAGUCAACGAAGUUUCCUGGUGUGUCGAUCUCCUACAAGAAGACUAGCAUAUGCGAGACAACUGAAGGUGUCACAGGCUACAGUGGCUUUGUGAACCUCCCGAUUGACCUAGCGAAGAAUCGCAAUUACGAGAGCCACAUAUACUUCUGGUUCUUCCAGGCUCGACACGACGCAGAGAAUGCUCCGCUCUCCAUCUGGCUCCAGGGAGGCCCUGGGGUACCAUCGAGCCAGGCUGCUGUUGGCGAGAACGGUCCUUGCAUCGUCCUUGAAGACUCUAAGACAACAAAGCUUAAUCCGUGGUCAUGGAACGACAAAGUGAACAUGGUAUACAUCGAUCAGCCACUGCAAGUCGGAUACUCAUAUGACAGAUUGGUCAACGGAACACUUGACGUGGUUUCGUCUCCCUUUGCGUACAAGCCAGCGAACUUCUCUCAGACCGGCGUACCAGAGACAAACCUCACCUUCUUGACCGGAACGUUCCCAUCUCAGAACUUCUGCAGCACUCCAAAUACAACGGUAGCAGCUGCGCCAUUCAUCUAUGACUUCAUGCAAACUUGGAUGCAGGAAUUCCCCGGAUACAAGUCGAAGGACAACCGCUUCAGCAUCUGGGGCGAAUCUUACGCGGGCCACUACAACCCCAUCUACGCGGACUACUUCGAACAGCAAAACAGCCUUAUCGCUGGAGGAAGUCUCAAAGGUUCUGCAAUAGAGCUUCAUAUCGAUACCAUUGGUCUCGUCAAUGCCUGUAUCGACAUCGAUACACAGAUCGACUACUACCCGGAGUUUGCUUACAACAACACCUACGGCUUGCAGUUCAUCAAUGAGACGCAGUACGAGUCGGCUCUUGCAGCCUCACCACAGUGCAAAAACCUCACGGCAGAGUGCAGAACAUUGGCAGAAGCGAAGGACCCCAGAGGCUUGGGAAAUCAACCAGAUGUCAACAAAGCUUGUCUUGAUGCUUUCUUGUACUGUUUCUCGAACCUACACGAUGACUUCGACAAGUCAGGCCAGAACAAGUUCGACAUCGCCGCACCCAACCUUCCUGAGACUCUCCCUCCCAAGUGGGCUGCCGGCUACCUGAACGACGCCGAUAUUCAACAAGCUCUCGGUGUACCACUCAACUGGACUGGCCUGUCAUUUCCAGUCGCAGUCGGCUUCAACGCAACAGGCGACUUCGUCCUUGGGAACGGGCUCAAGAAACUCAGCAACCUCCUUGAGAAGGGCGUCAAAGUAUCGCUUGUGUACGGUGAUCGCGACUACCAGUGCAACUGGCUCGGUGGUGAAGCCAUCGGUCUUGCGCUAGGGUCUGCCGACUUCAAAAAGGCGGGAUACGCAGACAUUCAGACAAAUUCGUCGAAUGUGGGUGGUUUUGUGCGACAGCAUGGCAACUUGUCAUUUGCGCGAGUCUUUCAAGCGGGUCAUGAGGUGCCGUACUAUCAGCCCGAGACUGCAUACCAGAUCUUCAACCGUGUCAUGUUCAAUAAGGAUGUCCCUACUGGUGAGGUAGCUGCUGCCGACUACUCCAGCUGCGGAUCGAGCUCGGCAUGGACUGAGUCGGUGCUGCAUUUGGACGAGGAGCCUGCGAAGUGCUACCUUUGGGAUGUCUUCGAGACGUGUACGGAGGCGGAAAAGGUUAUUCUGAGGAGUGUGAAUGCGAUUGUGAAGGACUUCAUCUUGGUGGGGGAGGUUGGCGGGAACGGUACUAAUAGCUUUGGUGCGUAGUUCUUGUAGGCACGAUGACAAAGUAAUGCCGCAUAUCUCUUCUUCAAGCUCCGGCACAAGACCAGGGCAUCUAAGAGGAGGCUCACAAGCGAGAAUUGUACGAAAUUCACGUGCCAGGUAACCAGGAACCCCGAAGUGGUCAUCGAACGCUCGACGU
Macroventuria anomochaeta is the source of this 2036-nucleotide messenger RNA. RefSeq names its product alpha/beta-hydrolase. The transcript is spliced from 3 exons. Gene Ontology annotation, biological process: proteolysis. NCBI's taxonomy places the organism in Eukaryota, Fungi, Ascomycota, Dothideomycetes, Pleosporales, Didymellaceae. Gene Ontology annotation, molecular function: serine-type carboxypeptidase activity. The coding region runs from base 53 to 1879 and encodes 608 amino acids. Gene Ontology annotation, cellular component: fungal-type vacuole. The record is from RefSeq and is a predicted model, not a curated record.